This is a messenger RNA of Nicrophorus vespilloides, 5878 nucleotides long. RefSeq names its product diacylglycerol kinase eta. The record is from RefSeq and is a predicted model, not a curated record. The transcript has 14 exons. Lineage: Eukaryota; Metazoa; Arthropoda; Insecta; Coleoptera; Silphidae. Gene Ontology annotation, biological process: diacylglycerol metabolic process; lipid phosphorylation; intracellular signal transduction. The coding region runs from base 509 to 5629 and encodes 1706 amino acids. Gene Ontology annotation, molecular function: protein binding; ATP-dependent diacylglycerol kinase activity.
UAAAUAUAUAUAUAUACAAAUGGCUUAGGUCAAUGCCCUUGCUGCUACACGUUGUUUAUAUACAGUACAGAACUCGCAAAGUUCUGUUAAACUAGGUGUACUGAAAAGUAGUGAAACAAGAGGAGAAACCAUAUACUUUUAUAUAAUAUGAUAAGAAUAUGAAAAUGUUGAUAAUUGUUUGUACUACAGAAGUGUAUUUAGGUUAUACUGGUGCAUUAUUUCUGUGCUCAUGGGAAUUAAAAACAUUUUAAAAGUUCUGAUCAGAAAUAGAUGCAAGAUAAAAAGUUGUGUGAAAAGACGGCCAAAAAGAUAAAUGACUGCGGUUCCAUCUGUCGGUAAAUCGUGAAAGUGCAUGCAUGCAGCGUGUUUAUAAAUAAAGCGGUCAGGGUGCGGGGGCGGCGGAGCUGAGUCCCGGUGGUGGUGGCGGCGGCGGUCGGUCCCAAAACCGGGCUGCGAAAACGUGAGCCUAGAGGGGGCGAGGAAUUAAAAAUGUCGCUGCUGUAGAGGCAUGGCGUCGGGCGGCAAGAGUAGUGAUAGGAUUUUGGGGACAAUUUCUCCGGUCGAGGAGGAAUCGUCGGAGAGCGAAGAUGAACGGGAGCCGGCCAAAUCCUACCACAGACGGUUAUCGACGAAUAAAGAAAUCAAAUGUUCGGCUUCCCUGAAGGAAGGAUUCCUCCUGAAACAAACUUGGUCUUUUCAGAGAUGGAGGAGACGAUACUUUAAGCUCAAAGGGCGAAAGCUUUAUUACGCCAAAGAUACCAAGGCUGUGAUUUUCGAUGAAAUCGAACUCACCGACCUGUGCCUAGCCGAGUGUUCAACAAAAAACAUUAAUCACAGUUUUCAGGUGCUAACACCGUUUAGAUCUCUUGUGCUUUGCGCCGAGUCGCGUCGUGAGAUGGAAGACUGGCUCAGCGCUCUCACGGCAGCAGCUCAAAAACGCUUCCAUGAACCGGAUCAACCUGAUUGUCUUUCAGGCUACCAUCACUGGUACGCCACUUCUCAUGCAAGACCGACAUAUUGUAAUGUAUGUCGAGAUGCUCUCAGCGGAGUCACAAGUCACGGCCUAAGUUGUGAAGUUUGUAAGUGCAAAGUACACAAAAGAUGUGCUGCAAAGGCCAUCAACAAUUGCAAAUGGACGACACUUGCUUCAGUUGGAAAAGAUAUUAUCGAAGACAGCGACGGGAACAUAACAAUGCCGCACCAAUGGAUGGAAGGGAAUCUUCCUGUUUCUGCCAAAUGUGCCGUAUGCGAUAAAAAUUGCGGCUCAGUGCUCAGAUUACAGGAUUGGAGGUGUCUAUGGUGCAGAACUACGGUCCACACGCAAUGUCGACCGAAUUUAGCGGCGGCUUGUCCGCUGGGGGUAGCGAGGGUUAGCGUUGUGCCCCCAACGGCUUUACAUUCAAUUCAGGACGAAGCCUGGGAGGCGGUCAGACCCCAAGCUUCAUCCCCUCUUCUGGUUUUCGUCAAUUCUAAAUCUGGUGAUAACCAGGGAGUAAAAUUCUUGAGACGAUUCAAACAGCUACUUAAUCCAGCUCAAGUAUUUGAUCUGAUCUCGACAGGCCCACGUUUAGGAUUGAGACUGUUUAGACAUUUCGAUCCUUUCCGAAUAUUAGUUUGCAGCGGGGAUGGAUCCGUUGGAUGGGUUCUCUCAGAAAUUGAUAAACUUGAUAUGCACAAACAAUGUCAAGUGGCUGUUCUACCAUUGGGAACUGGCAAUGAUUUAGCUAGGGUCUUAGGCUGGGGAUCGUCUUGCGACGAUGACACACAUCUACCCCAAUUAUUAGAGAAAUAUGAAAAAGCCAGUACAAAGAUAUUGGAUCGUUGGAGUAUUAUGACAUUCGAGCGUACAAUAGCAAUGCCGAAACUGUCGUUGACACCCGGACAAGGGGAAGGUGUUUUGCAUACACAGAUAUUACAGUAUGAAGAUACUUUAGUCUUGCAUCUACAGAAUAUUUUGCAAUCAGACGAGACUUCUGUAGUCUUAACAUCUGCUAAGAGAUUGUGUGAAACCGUUAAAGAUUUUGUCACACAAGUGGGAGAAAGUUCUUUGACGCACGGUGACGACCAGAUAAUUAAGAAGUGCGACAUUCUCCAACAGAAACUAGAUAUGCUGCUGCAAACAUUAACUAGUGAACAAAUCGACGCAAUGAAUAUUGAAUAUGACGAUGAGGAUAAUCCGAAAGCUAAUGAUACGGAGAGUGAAAUGUCAUUUGAGAAGCGUUCAGAGAAAUCGGAAAAAGAUUUGAGUAACUUUAAUUUUCGGAAACAUCGUCGAACCUCUCGGUUUGUGGAACGCGAAAAAGAUGCAUUAAUUUUAAGGGCAAACAGUUUGAAGAGAGCUAUUCGAAAUCUAGUUGAGCAUACAGAGCAAGCUGUUGAUGAUCAAAAUAAACAGACUGAAGACAUUGUUAUCCCAACUGUUAACAUAUCCUUGAGCUCUGAUCUAGAUGAUAACAAAAUGGACAAUCUGAAGGUAUUACCGACGAUUGAUUCGGGAUCAAAUUCCGAUAUUAGCUCGUGUCCAAGUCCUAGCAGCCAAACUAGUGUAUUGACGACCAGAUUAGUCAACCUAUCUCCGAUGCCUGAUAUUCGCAGGGAUUCUGCAAUCGACGAUACCGAUUUGCUAGAUUUACCCGCACCGCCGGACUUUGCAGACAGCCGAAGGGCGAGCCAAAUUCAACAAGGUGUCACCACAGAUAUAACAGAGCAAAUCUUACGUGAAACGUGCCAAACUUUAACCAAAGAAAUAACAGAAAAUCUCACAAAAGACUCGAUUUACAAAAAAUAUUCAAAUGAUGAAAAAGUGCCAAAUAAGCCCGAUAAGUCAAACAUUGAAGAUGAUCCAUUUAAAGAAACCGAAGCUUGCCAACAUUAUGAUGAGGACAAAGAAUGUAGCAGUAUUCUAUCUGCUAUUUCCAAUGAAGAGGCAAGCAUAGUAUCUGAAAUUGCUGAUCAUAAAUCAUUUUGUCCUCUAAAGGAUAGUGACGGUGAGGAUAUGAACGGACAUAUUGGACAUAUUGAUUCACCAGAAACUGAUACUAACCCUAAUUCCGAUGCUCUUCCAGGUGAUUCCUUACUUGAAGACAUCAGUUCGAUGCUUGGAAAUGAUAUGUACGGUUUAGAUUUGGAUAGUAUUGAGAAUACGUAUACGGAUGAAGCUGCUAUGCAAACGGGAGAAAUGGGAGAACGAAGACGCAGUUUCAAAAAGAAUUCUAUGGAUCGAAAACGUAGACCGUCUAGACCAAAAAUCGAAGAUGAUGCAACGCAAUUUGGCUUUGAAAAUCGUGCAUUCAUGUCUCAGCACGUUUAUUUAGAGAACUGCAACGAACACGAACCUAUACGAUACUGUAGCUUAGCGAAAUUUGUGGAAGGCAACGACAUUGCCAGGCGUUCUUUUAAACGCAAACCGACAACGAAAUUAACAAAAACCGAAGUAAACGUAAGCAGACAGAGUAUUUUGUUAGAGGAAAGCGAAAAUAGUAGGGGUUCGAAAAGCAGUUUAAAUAAAAUUGAAUUAGAAUUGAACGAAACCAAACAGGAUAAAUCCGCCGAGGAUUCGGUAUUUCCGCAAGUAAGCGUUGUGGUGGAGCCGCCUUCACCAGAAAUCAAUGAAAGCGUGAGGGCUCAAAGAUGCGAUAAAAUUUGUAUAGAAAUUGAGCCUGAUUACGAUAUUAAGAAUCUCUUGGCCAAAAGUGAAAUAUCUACAAGCGAUGUAACUAGCAAUAAUAGUUCUAAUUCGAAUCUCCUUGGAAUAGACAAUGACAAUUUUCUGACCUGCUCACCCGCAGCCACCAGACGAAUAUCCUGCUGCAGCAUGUUAAAUCCAAAUGAAGCAGCUGCAAUUGCUGCUGCUGCUGCGGCCACAACCAAAUGUUUUAUGGAACAGGACAAGCAACGUGACAAAAAGGAGGACAAAGAAAAUGAAAAUAGAAAAUUGCCAAUCAUUAAUCCAUUAGUACGAUUGCCUUCGUGGCCUAAUGUGAGUUCAGGGGCUGGUUUUAUUAGUAAAUGUCUCUUGGCAAAUGCUGAUACAUUAUGUGCAGCAGUCAGUCCUCUUAUUGAUCCGGAUGAAACUCUUUUAGAGGGAUUUUCUGAAGUUUCGGUAUUGAAUAACUAUUUUGGAAUAGGUAUCGAUGCUAAAAUUUCGUUAGAUUUCCAUCUUAAACGAGAGGAACAUCCUGAAAAAUGUAGAUCGCGUGCAAAGAAUUAUAUGUGGUACGGAGUAUUGGGCAGCAAACAAUUCUUACAAAAAACGUACAAGAAUCUUGAACAAAGGGUGCAACUAGAAUGCGAUGGUCAGCGUAUUCCAUUACCGCAUCUACAGGGCAUUGUUAUUUUAAAUAUACCAAGUUUCAUGGGUGGAAUAAAUUUCUGGGGUGGUACCAAGGAAGGCGAUAUAUUUCUGGCACCUUCUUUCGAUGACAAAAUUUUAGAAGUAGUAGCAGUGUUUGGAUCUGUGCAGAUGGCCGCAUCGAGAUUAAUUAAUCUUCAACAUCAUAGAAUUGCCCAAUGCCAGAGUAUCCAAAUUAACAUUUUAGGUGAUGAAGGUGUUCCAGUUCAAGUGGACGGAGAAGCUUGGAUACAACCACCCGGAAUUAUAAGAAUUCUCCAUAAAAAUAGAAUGCAAAUGUUGUGCAGAAACAGAGCUCUGGAAAAUUCAUUAAAAUCAUGGGAAGAAAAACAGCGACAGAGUAUUGCAGCGCAGGGCAGUAAACCUCGACCAUCGAUAUCAGCACACGACAAGGCUCGCUCCAGUUUAACGAGGCAGAGUAUGCCAGUACAUGAAAAAUCUUUCUUGGGCGUGCACAUCGAGAAAAUAAGGCAACAUUCGUUCAGUGGACCAGUUGUUAGUCACGAACCUCGACAUUCCACUGUAACUUUUGUUGAAAAACCAAUCUCUGGUAGGGAACCGGAUAUUCUGUUCUCCGAAGAGGAGCAUCAUUUACUAAUUAGUUUCAUCGAAUGUGCAACGACUUUAGCAAAAUGGAUUAAAAUUUUAGCUAUUAGUUAUAGUCUCGAAUCAGAUUUAUAUAGUUUAGCAACAAAAACCGAUAAGUGCAUGGAGCACAUUCAUCCAAAUGGCAAAAUAUUAACAGGACCGGCACUCCGUGGUGAAUUCACCAAAUUGGUAGCUGCUCUAAAAACAUUAUACGAAGAGAGUUGUUGUUUACUUCAUGAUCGUGGCGAUAAAUUAAAACUUCGAGACGAUUUAGAGAACAAAUUAAGUGCCAGUUUAGCAAACACCGAAUUAGAAUUGAAGAAGUGUGUUAUGUACGAAACGCCGAAUGGAACGUUCGUAUACUUGCAACCAAUACCAGACGAUCAGAUACAGCAUAAAAGGAAAGGAUUGUUUUGGCUGAAAUUCCGUAAACAAUCAACUGCUCAUGCUAGCCAAUUGCCAAAUCGCGGCAGGGUUGGUGAUGUGGCAUCUUGGGGUACCCAAGAGGUAGCCACUUGGCUUGAAACUCUUCAGUUAGCCGAGUACAUUGAUAGUUUCGUAAAGAACGACAUCCGCGGCAGAGAGCUACAAACGUUAGCGCGCAGAGAUCUAAAAGAACUGGGUGUAACAAAGGUAGGUCAUGUGAAGCGUAUACUGCAAGCAAUUAAGGAUUUGAAUCAAGGAAUUUAAACGUUAGAAAUUACACGUACAGUAAGAAUAUAUGUUCGGUGUUUAACACUUGUCGUUGUCACUUUCUAUGUAUCUUCCACACUUCUCGUUUAUUAUUCAAGUAGAUAACAAACAAAUAUUUUUUUAUCCAAAUAUCUUCCUCUUUCUAUAAAUUUUUAUUAUAUAUCUCUUUUAGUCGUGUUACGGAAAACUUUACGAUUACUGUGAUUUAAUAUUUAAAAAUUUAAAAACUAAUGUAAAAUUUGUAUU